Messenger RNA from Humulus lupulus (European hop), 1068 nucleotides. RefSeq lists its product as uncharacterized. Bases 1 to 1068 code for a protein of 355 amino acids. The record is from RefSeq and is a predicted model, not a curated record. NCBI's taxonomy places the organism in Eukaryota, Viridiplantae, Streptophyta, Magnoliopsida, Rosales, Cannabaceae. The transcript is spliced from 8 exons.
AUGUUGAACAAAAAUUGGGUGAAACUAAACAGAGCUACAAAAGAGUACACGGAUGCGGCAUGGGACUUUGUGAAAAUGGUAGAAAGAAAUUAUGGUUUUCCAAAUAAAAUUAUCUGUCCUUGUAAGAAGUGUCGAAACUUAAAUCAUCAUAAGGUGGACAAAGAUUGGGAACGAGACUGGUGUAUGAAAGUAAUGGGAGACCUGUGGAGAUCUUCCAAGUCCAGGCUAGUUACUAAGCUGAACGAGCUACCAAAUGAACAAGAACGACUAAAAUUAAAGCCUGAUAAUAUCAAAUCAGAAACUGAAUGGAGAGUAUUUGUGCGUGAAAAAACCAGUAAACAAUUUCAGAGUAGGGAAAGUUCAAAACCUGUAACAAGAGUUCAAGCUUUCUUAAAGACACACACAAAGAAGAAUGGUGAACCUGUGAAUGCUCAAGCUGCUGAAGUUAUUGAGAAGCUACAAGUUCUUGCAAAUGAAAAACCAGAUUCAUGCACAACACAGAAUACUGUACAAGAUGCUCUCACUAUCAUAUUUGGUCCUGACAAGAAUGGUAGAUCAUUAGCUAAUGGGAGGGGAGUAACUAAUACAAAGUUAGCUAUUCUAAGAGCAAGAGAUGACCAUAUUUCACAAUUGGAAUCAAGUCAAUGUGAGAUGAAGAAUAAAAUGUCUGAGAUGAUGAAUCUUAUUAAUACUAUUGCAAAAAGUGUAAACAUUCAGGGGUUUACUCAACCAAGUGAAGCGGAGUCACACAUGCCUUCUCCUAUGAGUGUUAAUAAUCUGAAGUUCACUCCUGAAAACAAUGCUUGCAAUUUACUUGAUUGGAAUGGAAGUGGAGAAAUUGUUGCAGAAGGUCGAUGGUCUUCUAGUGAUCCUUUAUGUGAGGUGCAUCAUCUUCGUCUUGGGCCUAAUGCAAUGAGAGUUUGGGUUGAUGUUGCUAAGAAACCUACUGCAUAUUUAUGGAGACCAACAUCACAUAUGAGUACAAUUGAAGAAGCGGUUGGUUGCACUGUUGCUUGGCCUUCUAAUAAAGUUACAAUGAGAUAUCUUUGGUGCACAACUAAUGAAUGA